Molecule: messenger RNA, 2307 nt
Organism: Ipomoea triloba (trilobed morning glory)
Lineage: Eukaryota; Viridiplantae; Streptophyta; Magnoliopsida; Solanales; Convolvulaceae
Product: G-type lectin S-receptor-like serine/threonine-protein kinase At4g27290
Exons: 6
Coding region: 1-2307 (768 amino acids)
Biological process (GO): protein phosphorylation; recognition of pollen
Molecular function (GO): protein serine/threonine kinase activity; ATP binding
Source: RefSeq, a predicted model, not a curated record
AUGCACAGAAUUGCCCAUGCAAGGGAUACACUCACUCCCACUCAAUUCCUCAAGGAUGGCAACACCAUCAUUUCAUCAGGUGGGAGCUUUGCGAUGGGGUUUCUCAGCGUCCCUGCUGGUUCCAUAAACCGAUACGUCGGUAUAUGGUACAACAAAAUCCCUGUUCAGACAGUGAUAUGGAUUGCCAACAGAGAAACUGCCCUCACUAACACAACAUCCGCUGUAUUGAGGCUCGUUCGGCCUGGGCAAUUAGUUCUUACUGAUGCCAAAAAUGACAUUAUAUGGUCCACUAAUGCGCCAAGAUCAGCUAAGAACCCGAUCAUGCAACUAUUGGAUUCAGGGAAUCUUGUGGUGAGAGAUUCAGAGGACGAAAACCCGGAGAAUUUCCUGUGGCAGAGUUUUGAUUACCCAACUGAUACAUUUUUUCCAGGAGUGAAGCUUGGGUGGAAUUUAGUGACAGGCCACGAGGUAUAUGUCACGGCAAGGAAGACCGAAAACGAUCCAUCUUCAGGGCCAUUCACAUUCCGUUUUGACCCAACUGGUUACCCACAAAUAGUAAUCAAGAAUGGUUCCAAAACAACGUACACAACAGGGUGCUGGAAUGGCGUGCGGUUCAGUGGAACCUCCGAGAAAUCUCCAGAUAGUUCUCAUUACAACUACCAAGUGCACAUUAAUCCCAGGGAAAUCUCUGGCAAAUACGAAAUCACUAACCACUCGGUUUUGGCCAGGGCAGUUUUAACUAGCUCUGGUGAUCUCCAAUUCUCCGCGUGGAUGAAUGAGGCCCAAAGCUGGGUCAGUAUCAUUAAAGUCCCUAGGGAUGUCUGCGACAGAUAUGCGAUAUGUGGUGCAAAUGGGAUCUGUAACGCCACAGAUUCCCCAGUUUGUGGAUGCUUUGAAAAAUUUACAAAGAAUAAUAGAGGGGGAUUGGAGUACUGGUCCAAUGGGUGUCGAAGGAGGAGACCUCUGAAAUGCAAGAAUGGAACAGAAGGAUUCAAGAAGUAUUCCCGUGUAAAAUGGCCCGACACGAAACAUUCUUGGUUUAACACGACCAUGAACCUUACAGAGUGUGAGCUCAAGUGUUUGAGGAAUUGCUCGUGCACGGCUUAUUCAAAUUUGGAUAUAAGCAAUGGAGGAAGUGGUUGUUUGCUUUGGUUUAAUGACUUGAUUGAUAUUCGUGUAAUGCCUCAGAACGGACAGGACAUUUACAUCAAACUCGAUUCUUCUGAGUUACCAGGUUUGUGCUUUGGCUUGUAUAUCUACAAAAAGAAUAAGAAGAAAAUGAUGGAGCUCAAAGAAUGGUUAGAACUACCGUUAUUUGACCUGUCUACAAUAUCAAGAGCUACAAAUAACUUUUCGGAAAACAACAAGCUUGGUGAGGGUGGAUUUGGAGCUGUUUACAAGGGUGUUCUAGAUAAUAAAGAGGAAAUUGCCGUGAAACGACUCUCGAAGACUUCCAAACAAGGAGUAUUAGAGUUCAAGAAUGAAGUAAUUUGUAUUGCCAAGCUUCAACAUCGAAAUCUAGUAAAGCUUUUAGGGUGUUGUAUACAAGGAGAAGAAACGCUUUUGGUCUAUGAAUACAUGGCAAAUAAAAGCUUGGAUACCUUUAUAUUUGAUGAUGCAAAGAACAAAUUGCUUGAUUGGCCAAAGCGCCACUCCAUUAUUAACGGAAUUGCACAAGGACUAAUGUAUCUCCACCAAGAUUCUCGACUAAGAGUCAUUCAUAGAGAUCUUAAAGCUAGUAAUGUUUUAUUGGAUAACAAUAUGAAUCCCAAGAUUUCAGACUUUGGACUUGCAAGAAGUGUUGGAGGGGAUGUAACAGAAGCUAAUGCAAGCCGUAUUAUGGGAACACAUGGAUACAUAUCACCAGAAUAUGCUGCUAAUGGAAUAUUUUCAAUAAAAUCUGAUACAUUUAGCUUUGGUGUUUUGCUUUUGGAGAUUGUGACGGGUAAAAGAAAUAGAGGUUUAUUCCACCCAGAUCACUGUCUCAACCUUAUCGGUCAUGCAUGGAAAUUGUAUAAAGAAAACAAGGCAUUGGAACUCAUUGAUGUGCAUCUAAUUCCAUCAUGUGAUCUAUCUCAAGUUCAAAGGUGUAUCCAUGUUGGACUGUUAUGUGUUCAACAAUGUCCUAGUGAUAGACCAACUAUGUCUUCUGUGGUAACAAUGUUGACUAAUGACUACACUCUACCCGAAGCAAAAGAGCCGGGAUUCUUCACAGAACGGAGAGAAAACACAAGCGAUUACUCUUCAAGCACUCAGGGAACAUGUUCAAGAAAUGAAUGCACCAUCACUGCAUUGGAUCCUCGGUAG